Messenger RNA from Penicillium paradoxum, 2067 nucleotides. RefSeq names its product putative nuclear localization protein. Gene Ontology annotation, cellular component: nucleus. Gene Ontology annotation, molecular function: chromatin DNA binding. The record is from RefSeq and is a predicted model, not a curated record. The transcript has 4 exons. Lineage: Eukaryota; Fungi; Ascomycota; Eurotiomycetes; Eurotiales; Aspergillaceae. The coding region runs from base 1 to 2067 and encodes 688 amino acids.
AUGAAUGGAAUGGAUGCCAUAGAUGGCUCGGGAACUAUUGAUCCCGCGAACUUGAGCAACUCCGUCUCUGUUGCCCUACCAGCACAUUCCCAUGCAAUAGCAAGCCCCCGUGGUAUCAAGCGUAGUCGCACUCCAGAACACGGUGGGAAUGGACAUGCCGAAGGGGAUCAGGAUGAUGAGGAACAAAGUCGUCGGAAACGCGGUCGUCCCCCAAAGACGCCUCGGGCCAGUUCCAGUGAACAGCCGCUCGCAAAUACCCCCAUUCAAACCCCUCAAAUGCAAGCACGCCCCCUACCUCAAGCAACCGCCGGGUCGCCGCCUCUUGCAUCACCGGAUAACAAAAGCACCCCGACAAAAACGCUAGUCAAAGCGCUCCCUACUGUGAGGGAUCACACUUCGGACCAAUUAAAUGAAGAGGGUGAUGAGUAUAUCCCCAAGGAGUUUGAUGAAGCAGGAGAGACCAAGGCAGAUCCUAUGGGAUACCCGCAGGGUGGUCGUGAAUAUAAAUGUCGGACAUUCCGCGUUCCCCUCCGGGGUACCAAGCUUUUCAUGCUUGCGACUGAAUGUGCGAGGGUAUUGAACUAUCGUGAUUCGUAUCUUUUGUUCAACAAGAACCGAUCUUUGCAUAAAAUCAUUGCUUCCCAAAUUGAGAAGGACGAUCUUAUUCAACAAGAUAUCCUGCCCUAUUCCUAUCGAUCUCGCCAAAUCGCUAUCGUCUCUGCUAGAUCCAUGUUCCGACAGUUUGGGAGCCGGGUGAUCGUGAAUGGCCGUCGAGUUCGAGAUGACUACUGGGAGAGCAAGGCAAGGAAGCAAGGCUUCACAGAGGAUGACCUAGCGGGUGAAAAGCGUCCUGGGGCAGCAAAGGCCCGAGAUGGUUCUAUCUCUGAGCCGGCGACGAACUUGUUGCCAGCAUUGCCUCAUAACGAUGUUGUUUACAGUAGUACCAUCGAGCCGUUGCCUCAUGGGCUCUCGCUGGAUACCGGUGACACAUCUGCUUCCCUGGCACCACUCCCCAUGAUUCACAUGGCGACCACAGAUGACCCACGGCUGCGGGAUUAUACCGCGAUGCCUCGUGCGCGCCAAGAAAUGACGGGACAACCCUACCAUGACCGCACACAAACCAGUUCAGCAGCCGACCUCAUCAAUCAGGCCCAGCAUACUUCUGAUUUCAACAAAAUGUUGAGCAUUCAACGUAACUUCCGCCAGAAAGGUCUGGAUGAAUUCUACUCCAAGCCUCGUGAGGCCCCAGUUUCAGAGGAUCAGUCCAGUACCACUCUUGACUCGGGUUUGUCUGUUUCACAGCCUGUUCAGGUAUCACAGAUUGCUCCUGUGGGUAUGCCAAAUCCUGCUCAUCAUACGCAGCAUAUGCUGCCCCAGCAAGUUCCGAUGCAGCCUAAUCAAAUGAUGGCGGCGCAACCAAACUAUGCUCAACAGGUUCAUGCACAGUCCGUCGGACAGUCUCCCCUGAGAGUCCCGCCAAACAUGCAGCCCAAUCUUAUGCAGCAGCGAUCCAACCCAUCCAUGGCUGGUGGUGGUAUGGGUCAGGCCUCUCCAUACGGGUAUCCGUCGCAACAGCAGCAAAUUUGGGGGCGCCGCCGCCGCAGCCACAGCCUUCCCCGUUGCCUUCAUCGGGCCACCAGGGCGUUAAUGUCCGCACCUCCGCAACAAAGUCCAUCCCCGCUUGGUCACCAUCCCCAGCAGCAGCAGCAGCAACAUCACCACCAGUCUCCUCGCAAUCAACAGCGCCAGUCAAUACCUCAAAUGCCUCAGCAGUUCUCUCAGAUGCAGCACCCCCAAGCCGCCCAGCCUCAAGGUAUGCAGGGCAUGGGAUAUCCAGGAGGCACCCCGGCGGGUUAUCCGGGCAUGCAACGGGCUAUGUAUCCACCCAACCAGGCACCAGUUGGCCAAGGCUUCAUGGGAGGCAACCCUCAACAAGGGGGGCUUGCGAUGAAUAUGGGAGGCGGUGGUAUGCCUGGGUGGCCUGCAGGGCCUGGCGGACAAAUGCAACCGGGACAACCUCAAUCCGGCCAGUCUGGCAGCCCAUUGGGAGGUGGAUGGUCCUACUAG